AAUGGCAGCCCAUUUGUUUACGAAUAGCAUAAUCAAAAUAAAACUAUUUAGUUUGCAGUUUUCUUACCUCCCACGACAACAGCUGAUUUCACAAUUUUCUUUUCACUCAAAAUUCUUCCGUGUUUCACAGCUGAUUUUAGUUUAGUGGCUUUAAAAUUUUAGUUCUUUUGUUAAAUUUCUUUAAUUUAAUUUUUGUCUUUAAUUUGAGUUUGUGUUUUUUGUCCAAAAUCAUGUGUUUUCUUCCAUAAUAAUAACCGAACGGCAUGUCGGACUAUGGUCAGGAGAAUCGGAUCUUUGUAUCCGAUGAUGCUGAAGAUUUAGACCGAAUUGAAGUGAUUACUACAUCGACGACGUCAUCGCACAGCGAACUGUUUACGCAACUAGCAGGCAGUCAAAAUUUGCUUACCACAAGUGGUAAUGAACAGCAAUUUAGGAUUGUCACAGGUACUUCCACCGCAGAUGAUGUAAAAAGCAAACAUAGCGAUUGUGGCGGCAGUCGCGAUGGUGCUGAUGAGCAAUGCGGCGACGAAUCCAUAGAGUUGAUUAGUAAUUUUGGUACGCUUCAAUAUAGGCGAGCAACUUCGCCAUUGGCAGCGUUAGCGAGUAGUUUCAAUCGUGGAGCGACACCCACAAAUAUGAUGCGUCGCUGGUCACAGACUUUGGCACGCUUCGAUCGGGAUAGACAUGGCAUACGUGAGAAAACUAUUUAUCGCAUGCCGUCGCGUAGAUAUUUGCAAGCGGAUGGCAAACUGCUCUCGAAUAGUCGAGUUGACGCUGAAAAUGAGAUUGAAUUGUUGGCACAGGAAAUCGAGCAGCAUGAUGGACUCAUGCAAGACACAGCACUCAGUCAUGAACAUAGACUUGAGACGCUCCGUGCCCUGCCACAACCACUUGCCACAAAGCGCCUCCUUAAACGAAAGUUAGCCAUCAGCGUUGAACAGCACGCAAUCGAGGAGACGCGUUGCAGCUGGUGUCACAAAUUAACAAAUGCUUUCAUAAGUUUUCUAUUAAGAAGCUGGAAACUCAUUGGUGUUAUAAGCCAUACUAUGGAAAUAUGGUAUGAUGAGGUGAAGACCAUCGAAGGACAUUUCGGCUGCAAUGUUAGUUCGUACUUUAAAUUUCUACGCUGGCUCUUGAUGUUAAAUGUGUUCGUGUUGUUUUGCGUUGUCUGCUUUGUCAUAUUUCCACAAUUACUUUAUAAUACCACAGCAAAUGAAAUUAAUCUCAACGAAACAGUAUUAGCUGAUAAAUACACUGGAAAUUCUAGUGAGACUGCUAGUGGACUAUUAAUGGAUGUAUUUACGGGCGAGGGUUUUUUGCAGAAUUCUUUACUCUUCUAUAGCGGCUAUAGUAAUGCGACAUUUCGUUUACAUCCCGCACUUAGUCAGUAUAGCCUGCCACAUGCUUACUUCAUGACAAUGCUGGUGCUGUACUUGCUGAUUUUCAUAGUAAUAUCCACCAAAAUGGCGCGCGUGUAUCGCAUAAGCUUCAUUCAAGCCGCAGGCGGUGGCAGAGCCAUACUCGUGGCCAAAACAUUCUGCGCUUGGGAUUUCGGCAUCUCGAAUCGAAAGGCGGCCGAAUUGAAACAUAUCGCGAUUUUUGCCGAAUUCAAAGCGGUACUUAACGAGCGGGCUGUGCCCAAGAGAAAGCCCACAGUUUGGUGGCGUAUAUGGAUUUUUUGUUCGCGCGCCAUCGCCCAUGUGCUAGUGGCUACAAUAAUAGGUGGCGCUGGUGUGGGCGUGUGGAUUUUGCUGAAAGAACUUGACUCAACUGAUGACGUGUCUGGCUGGCGAACUCUUUCAACUGCUGGUAUUCUAAAUCUCACAAUGCUGCUUAUGCAAUCUGUCUUAUCAUGGAUUUCGCGGAUGGAAGAUUAUCGUUCGCCGCGCCGCACACUACAUAUAGCAUUAUUGCGAAAUUUUCUACUGGAGGCUGUUAUUAUAAGCGUUUUGGUCUACUUUCUGCUAACAAAAUCAUACAGUCAGUGUUGGGAGACUCAUAUAGGACAAGAAUUGUACCGUUUCAUAAUAACGGAUUCCUUCAUCUGUUUAAUUAUGAUACCUUUCUGCUGUGUCACACGCGCGCUUUUGUCAAGCAUUUACUGGCCUUGGCUAGGUCGUCCCGACUUCGAUAUUUCACAAAAAAGUUUGGGUCUCGUUUACAAUCAAACUUUACUGUGGCUAGGUUUACUCUUCUCACCGCUGCUUGUCGCAAUCAUCGUUUGUAAAUUGUUCCUAAAGUUCUAUAUAAACAAGGCGCUCUUGUUGCAUCUGUGUAAGCCCUCUUGUCACAUCUGGCGUUCGGCCCAAACGCAAACACUUUAUCUAGUCUUCACUUUUGUAUCGGUACUGGGGGUCAUCCUGACAUUGGGUUAUAUAAUGACACAACUGCCAAUGAGUGCCCAAUGUGGCCCGUUUCGCGACUCCGGUUAUAUGUUUCAAAUAUUUAUCGACGGUGUGCUGAAGUUACGUGAAAACCAAACACUUUGGCGCAUUCUUACUCUACUUGUCCGUCCAGCUGCCGUGGGCAUAAUGUUAGUCACACUAAGCGCUCUCGUUUACUAUUUGCGCGCCAAAUCGCGUGCGCGUCGUCUUAUGGUUAAGUUGCUUAAAGAAAUGAUCUAUCUGGAGGCGAAAGACAAGGAGUUCUUAUUAAAUCGCAUCAUAAGUGUAUCGAAAAAUCGUGAUUGGUCGCUUGUGGAUGCAAAAUCAUUGGGCAGAAGACGUCAGCGUACUCCACAAACGCCACAAACUGAAUUUUUUGUACAAAACGAAAUCAAUUCGACUCAUUCUGCGCGAAGUGAUGGCUUUAUAUUGCGCAGUCGUGAUGUUUAGUGUGCUAGUUGUUGUUGUUGUGACAUCAUAAACACUCCUAAAGUCCUUCUUUGAAAAUGACCUGCACGGCAGUCGGGUGUACGUAACCCGAACAGAUACGUAUUUUUAUUUGGCAAAGAACGUUCUACUCGGCAGCACUCCUCAAAAUUAUAUCUGGAAUGUUUUCUACCACUAAAACAAUAACAACAACAACCUACGUAAUGAACCGGCCUGUCUUCAGAACGAAAGUUCGUUCUCGACUACAAUAGUUACAUAAGUUCAUAUAUUAUGUUAUUGUAUACAUAUUUUGUAGUUAUUUACUUACUGAUUUUUAUCAUAUUCAAUUGUCUGAUUUUAUUUAAAUAUGUUAUUAUUAGUAUAGUUUUAUUAAUAUUUUUAUUUAUAAUUAUAUACAUAUAGAUUUAUUUAUUUGUUAAAUUUUAAUUUAACAAAAUAUGCAAAACAUUUGUAUAGUUUUGAAAGUAUUGUGCUACAUUGACCGACAAUAUAUAAUCUCGAAUUAUUUCGAAUCUAAAGUGGUUCGAAACUGACUGUCGUCGGAUUAACAAAAGUAUUAGUAAAAAUAUACUGAAAGCUAAAUAUGCAUAUACAUAGAUAUUAUAUUUUAAAUAUACACAAUAUAUACAUUUAUAUCUACUUAUGUAUACUAUUCAUACAUAUACAUAUAUUUACAAUUAAAUAUUAAAAGCCUAUUUUUA
Molecule: messenger RNA, 3532 nt
Organism: Bactrocera neohumeralis
Lineage: Eukaryota; Metazoa; Arthropoda; Insecta; Diptera; Tephritidae
Product: transmembrane channel-like protein 7
Exons: 10
Coding region: 264-2834 (856 amino acids)
Cellular component (GO): plasma membrane
Molecular function (GO): mechanosensitive monoatomic ion channel activity
Source: RefSeq, a predicted model, not a curated record